GGUGUUGAGUCCAUAACUCGUCCUUCAAUUCAUUUCAUUCCUUUCUUACACAAUUGAAACAGCUUCCUUCUUCCAAUUCUCCUUCUUCUCUUCUCUGUUCUCUCCAAUGGAAAAUCAACUCAACAAAGAACUCAACCUUCUCCCACCACCUCGUUCCGAUUCAUCCCUCCUCCGUUUCCGAUCAUCCUCAAAAACCGAUCACAGAGCUCCAUCACUUGACCUCCAGCUCUCAAUCAGCGUCGGUCCGCCAUCCAUGCUAAUACACGACGGCGUAGAGACGCUGAAAUGGGAAGCGGCGGAGCAAAUCCGGCUCGCCGCGAUGGAAAAGGCGUACGCCGAGAGAGUUAGGGAGUUAACACGGAGGGAGAUGGAAAUGGCACAGUCGGAGUUCGCACGUGCGCGACAAAUGUGGGAACGUGCGAGAGAAGAAGUUGAAAGAGCUGAGAGGAUCAAAGAAAGAGCAACGAGACAGGUUGAUUCCGCUUGUAUGGAGAUUACCUGUCAUUCUUGUAGGCAGAGAUUCAGACCAGCUUCCGUCUAAACUCUAAUAUUAAUCUCUCGAGUCAGAUAAGACUGCAAUCAGUUCAAAGCUUUGUUCUCCUUUCCCUCUUUUGAUUCUCUUAACAUAUCUUUGUUUAGGAAAAAAUAACUCGAUCAAUAUUUUAAUUAAUUAACAAGUUUUUUUUUUUUUUUUGGUUUGGAUUGUGAUGUACUGGACCCAUAUGGUUUGUGUGAAAUAAUUAGUUAAUUAAUUAAUUGGGUGAUUGAGUUAGUUACUUAUAAGUGCCGUGUUGUAUAUGUAAACGUUUCAUCUUAAUUUGGUUCAUUUUGAUA
Molecule: messenger RNA, 834 nt
Organism: Medicago truncatula (barrel medic)
Lineage: Eukaryota; Viridiplantae; Streptophyta; Magnoliopsida; Fabales; Fabaceae
Product: zinc finger protein SHOOT GRAVITROPISM 5
Exons: 1
Coding region: 107-541 (144 amino acids)
Biological process (GO): gravitropism
Cellular component (GO): nucleus
Source: RefSeq, a predicted model, not a curated record